Messenger RNA from Microdochium trichocladiopsis, 1004 nucleotides. RefSeq lists its product as uncharacterized. Bases 222 to 872 code for a protein of 216 amino acids. The record is from RefSeq and is a predicted model, not a curated record. The transcript has 2 exons. NCBI's taxonomy places the organism in Eukaryota, Fungi, Ascomycota, Sordariomycetes, Xylariales, Microdochiaceae.
CUCAAGCCAGCCGUUGACUUGUCUAGAGCACAUGAUCAUCGUGGGGCUUCUAGAUAAAACAGCGACCAACACCAACCAUAAAUGCCCCAAGAUGUGUCCAACCUUGCCCAUACCUUCUCCUCCAUUGCUCACAACGCUAGUCCACUCACUUCAACCAGUCCGCUCGCUUUAACCAGUCCGCUCGCUUGCAGUUUACCAACAACAUCACCAAGACCGCCACAAUGAAGUCCACAUUCGCCAUCAUUUCCCUAGGCGCAGCGAGCGCCAUCGCCGCUUCGGCCUCGGACUCGACUCCCGAGACCUACCUAGGCUGUUACUCUGCCAUUGAUGAGGGCAUGUUUGAGGGGCAGACAGAGCCUUUCAACUCGCACGGCCAGUGUGCCAAGGUGUGCCGCACCCAGGGGGCCGCCAUCGCCGUCCCGCGGGGCUCUGUCUGCCUCUGCGGCAAUACUGUGCCUGCUGCCAGCGCGCUCGUCUCUGAGGACAAGUGCAACAUCCCGUGCCCUGGCUUUGAUGCAGUGACCUGUAGCGGCGAGAACGCCUUCUCGGUUUUCAAGUCGGGUGUCAAGGUCGACGGCUCUGGUGAGGCGGAGGGCGAGACGUAUCCUGUUACUUACGUGAGCACUGAUGUCACUGGCUACACCACCACCAUCACCAACUACCCCGUCACCACCACCGCCUCGUCGCAGGUCGUCGUCACUACCACUGGCACGCCUUCCUCAGUCUUCUAUCCGACCGCCGGCAACGCCACGACCUCUGCUCCUCAGACAACCUCUUCCAUCCCUGUCGCUGGCGCUGUCUCUGCGCGUGUCCUGUCGGGUAGCGUUGGUGCUGGUGUGUUGGGUUUGGCUGUCGCUUACAACUUGUUCUAAGCUUGAAGAGCAAAGGCUACAACUUCCUCAUCAUAGCGCACUGGCAUACGCUAGUUUGUUGGUUUUGUCUCGACAACACUUUUCAUAGCAUAGCGUUAGCAUGUUCAUCAACAUGGGAUUUCUUACAUCCGA